Engraulis encrasicolus (European anchovy) is the source of this 4060-nucleotide messenger RNA. RefSeq names its product phosphatidylserine synthase 1a (gene ptdss1a). Bases 286 to 1698 code for a protein of 470 amino acids. NCBI's taxonomy places the organism in Eukaryota, Metazoa, Chordata, Actinopteri, Clupeiformes, Engraulidae. Gene Ontology annotation, biological process: phosphatidylserine biosynthetic process. Gene Ontology annotation, molecular function: L-serine-phosphatidylethanolamine phosphatidyltransferase activity. The transcript has 13 exons. The record is from RefSeq and is a predicted model, not a curated record.
CAGGAAAUUUUACACCACACCACCACACACAUCACAUCGCCCCUGCUGUGGAGACUUAACUCUUUUCGUGCCGGUUUGGAGGACAUCAACCCGACAUCGGUGUUUUGAACUGUGCUGUACGCUGCAGGUGUUUUUAUUACAUCGAAUAAUUCAAUCACACAUCUAAAGAGGGGAAUGGCUGAUCGGAACAUGGUUGGGUAGACCCUUUCAGAGCCCGAGUUUGGAGUCAGACGGUCUGUUACACACAGACCCCCUUCCCUUUCCCCUUGGUUUCGCAAAGCUGCUAUGGCGUCCGGAUACGGAGCCAGCAGAACCCUUCGUAAAAAUGAUGUGAACUACAAACAUUUCCGAAUGAUCAACGAACAGCAAGUCGAGGACAUUACAAUUGACUUCUUUUAUAGACCUCACACCAUCACCCUGUUGACAUGCACAGUGCUGAGUUUGAUGUACUUCGCCUUCACAAGGGAUGACGGUAAUCAGGAUCGUAACUUGUGGAUCGGCCUCAUCGUGGUGGUGUCCUUCUUCCUGGUCAUCAGCGUUCUCGCCUUCCCCAACGGUCCUUUCACCAGACCUCAUCCGGCGAUAUGGCGUAUUGUAUUUGGUCUGAGCGUGCUGUAUUUCCACUUCCUGGUUCUGCUGAUCUUCCUGAACUGGGAGCAGGUCAAACAGCUGAUGUACUGGUUCGACCCGAACCUGCGAUACGCAGCCAGAGAAGCAGACAUUAUGGAGUAUGCUGUGAACUGUCAUGUGAUCACGUGGGAGCGAAUCAUGAGCCACUUUGACAUCUUUGCCUUCAGCCACUUCUGGGGGUGGGGCAUGAAGGCACUCCUUAUAAGGUCAUACGGCCUCUGCUGGACCAUCAGCAUUACAUGGGAAUUAACAGAGCUGUUCUUCAUGCACCUGCUGCCUAACUUUGCCGAGUGCUGGUGGGAUCAGGUCAUCUUGGACAUCCUGCUCUGUAACGGCGGCGGCAUCUGGAUGGGGAUGACCGUCUGCAGAUCGCUCGAGAUGCGCACAUACCACUGGGCCAGCAUCAAAGAUAUCCACAGCACCACUGGUAAGAUUAAGAGGGCAGUGCUGCAGUUCACGCCGGCCAGCUGGACCUACGUGCGAUGGCUCGACCCCAAGUCCUCAUUCCAGCGCGUCGCAGGAGUCUACCUGUUCAUGAUCAUAUGGCAGUUGACGGAGUUGAAUACCUUCUUCCUGAAGCAUAUCUUCGUCUUCCCAGCACACCACCCUCUCACCUGCUGUCGAAUUCUCUUCAUAGGCAUCAUCACCGCUCCCACAGUCAGACAGUACUAUGCCUACCUGACAGACACUCAGUGCAAGAGGGUGGGAACGCAGUGCUGGGUCUUCGGAGCGAUUGCGUUCCUGGAGGCCUUGGCGUGUGUCAAGUUCGGGCAGGAUCUCUUCUCCCAGACGCAAGUCCUCUACGUCUUCCUCUGGUUACUCUGCGUGGCCUUCAUCACCUUCGUGUGUCUGUAUGGGAUGGUUUGGUACGCGGAGAACUACGGCCCCAGAGACAAGAGUUUCUCGGAGUGUGAGGGCGAGGACAGCGGCUACACAGAGGCAGAUGACUGGCCAUCAGAAUACUCCAAAGGGGAGUUUGAGGGUGAUGGCUGCUCCACGACGUUGCGUCAGCGUUCUCCCGGCUCCCCAAGCAGCUGCAACAAGAACCUCAACGGGGUGGAGAAGUAACACACACACACACACACACACACACUCCCGUGCCGAGGAGGAGGAGAGGAGCAGGAGGAGAAGAGAAGAGACCGAGGAGAGGAGAGGAGAGAAGAGGAGAGGAGAGGAGCAGCAGGAGGAGAAGAGAAGAGACCGAGGAGAGGAGAGGAGAGGAGAGGAGGAUGACGAGGAGAAGAGAAGAGAAGAGAAGAGAAGAGAAGAGAAGAGAAGAGAAGAGAAGAGAAGAGACCGGAGGAGAGGAGAGGAGAGGAGAGGAGGAUGACGAGGAGAAGAGAAGAAAAGAGAAGAGACCGGAGGAGAGGAGAGGAGAGAAGGAUGACGAGGAGAAGAGAAGAAAAGAAUUUACUGAAGUGACUCUUUGCACAUUAAUCCCACACUCACACACAUACACACACACACACACGCACACGCACACGCACACGCACACGCACACACCAUAUCAGUUCAGGAUUUUUUUAAAGUGGAAGUGAAUCCACAUCCACACACACACACACACACACACACACACACACACACACCUGAGUGUGUCUUUCACACUGCGGCACAAAUGGUCAUACACUCCUCCCACGCUAUCCUGUGUGUGUGUGUGUCUGUGUGUGCAUGGGGAUGUGUGUGUGUGUGUGUGUGUGUGUGUGUGUGUGUGUGUGUGUGUGUGUGUGUGUGUGUGUGUGUGUGUGUGUGCGCGCACGCAUGUCUCUUGUCUGCUAUGUGGGGUAUGAGAAAGAAUUGAAAAAGUGAUUUUAAUCCAGUGUGUGUGUUUGUGUGCGCGCACACACACACACACACACACACACACACGUUUCACAAUUUAAUUUCAGUGAUUUCAAUGCAGUAGUGUGUGCAUGUGUGUGUGCCUGCGGGUGUCUGAGUGAGUGAAUGUACAUACCCCAAGUUUCAGUUUAAUUUCAGAUAUUUUAAAGCAGUACUGUGUGUGUGUGUGUGUGUGUGUGUGUGUGUGUGUGUGUGUGUGUGUCUGCACGAGCUGCAUGUCCUAAAUUUCAAUGUUCUAUGCUAUUUCAAUACUGUGUGUGUGUGUGGGUGUGUGUGUGACAUUGUUUGUCUGUGUGUGACAUUGUUUGUCUGUGUGUGACUGCAUGUCCUAAAUUUCAUUGCUCCAUGCUAUUUCAAUACUGUGUGUGUGUGUGUGUGUGUGUGUGUGUGUGUGUGUGUGUGUGUGUGUGUGUGUGUGUGUCUGCACGAGCUGCAUGUCCUAAAUUUCAAUGUUCAAUACGGUGUGUGUGUGUGUGUGUGUGUGUGUGUGUGUGUGUGUGUGUGUGUGUGUGUCUGCAAGUUUAUUUUGUUACCAUGGUUACUACCAGGUGUAACAUGUGGCUGCUAUUGUUAAAUGUUUCCUUUUUUUGUCCACGUCUGCAGCUCAGUGUGUGUGUGUGUGUGUGUGUGUGUGUGUGUGUGUGUGUGUGUGUGUGUGUGUGUGUGUGUGUGUGUGUGUGUGUGUGUGUUUCUCUACUGGCUGCUGGUUUUGAAGUGUCUUGUGUCGCCACCUCCUGAAGUGUGUUAACGGUUGACUCUGUGUGUGUGUUUGUGUGUGUGUGUAUGCGUGUGUGUGUGUGUGUGUGUGUGUGUGUGUGUGUGUGUGUGUGUGUGCGCACGCGCGCGCACAUUGGUUUGUGUGUGUGCAUGCGUGUGUGCAUGCGUGUGUGUGUGUGUGUGUGAGUGCAUGUGUGUGUGUGGUGUUUUUAAGUUCAUGCUGAUGUGCCUGCAUGCGUUUUACCGGCAGUGAAGCCCCACCCCCUCGUUAAGGCUCAUUAGGCCCCGUCCCCUCGUUAAGAAGGGGCUCGUUAGGCCAUGGCCCCUCCCCCUCCCUGUGUUAAUUGGUGUUAAUUGGCUCGUUAGGCCCUGCCCCUCCCCCUUCCCGUGUUAAUUGGUGUUAAUUGUACUGAAGGUGUCUGUUGUAUUAACUGUAUUAAUUGUUUGACUCUUUUUUUCUAGAACAAACAACAGUGUUCAUCCACAAGUAUAGCCAUUACAUCACACACACACACACACACACACACACACACACACACACACACACACACACACACACACACACACACACACACACACACACACAUCACACUUCUUGUAGACUCUUAACCAGUCACUUUACCAUCAAGGAUGUACACAUCACAGUCACUCACUUGCGCGCGCACACACACACACACACACACACACACACACACACACACACACACACACACACACACACACACACACACACGCACACGCACGCACUGACACCUUGACUCCCUCCAGGUGUUCUGUGCUUAAUGUACUGAAAUGUCUGCAACUGUAUAAUACUGUUUAUCUGUUUGUUACUUUUCUCAUUCUAAACAUUUUUGGUCUAUUAAAGCACCUCUUA